CCCAGAUUUUUAAAGAUGUUUAAAAAUCUGUGAGAGUGAGGUACCUCGAUACCUUUGAAAAUCUGCCCUACGCACUAGAUCUGCAGAUCCCUAGUAAGGUUUCCUUGCCCGCUCCUCUCUGCCUGCCCUGAGGGGCCGUCAGCUCUUGUGCUCAGCAGCGUCUCCCCUGAACAGCACAGCGGUGUCCCUUCCCUCGGGUAGGUGCACAUGUGAGUGUCUACUGGAGUCUGGGGCUUGGCCUGGUCAAACGCCUACCAUCCUCGCCUUGCAACCCUGCGGUGCCCGGGGCGGUGUCAGGCCCUAGAAAGGCCUCUCUAUAUCGUGCCACUAAUGGCUGCCCACAGGGCUGGGGAUCCGCCUGGCUGAGAAUCACUCACCUCGCAGCGAGUGUCAGAGGUCAUUACAGCUGACAUGUGCGUGCAUCCCCCACCGCCCAGGCAUGGGAGCUGGGGGUGGGAUCGUGCCUCCCUGCCAACCCUCCUGCUCAUUACUGGAUGCGAAAAUAGCCCAGCAGCCCCACACCCCUUCAAAUCGCUUCUAGAAAUAAAUCUGUUUAUGAGAGAGGGCUGUAAAACCACAAGGACGCAGCCUUUCGUGGGGUUGCCUGUGGUUGGGUGAGGCACGCCAGGGCCCAGCAAUCAGUGCGGGAAGGCUAUUUGUAACUUUCCUAGAGAAAAGGCUUCCCUUGUAAUUAGCAAUGCACAUGGUGCACUGCCUGGGCUGUCAUUUACCACGGCCCGGUACAUAAUGCUGGGCAAAUACAGCUUUCAACCCCACAAGUGCUCAUGCCCUGCUAGCUAGCGCUCGGCCGGGAUCAAGCCAUAAACAACACCAGCAGCUGUGUCUUCUCUGCUCCCGGAGUCAUGUCUAUCGCACACACGGCGGCCGAGUACAUGCUCUCUGAUGCUUUGCUCCCGGAACCGAGCGGCUCCCGAGCCAAAGGCCUUCGCCUGGAGUUACCGAGCGACCGCGUUGUGAAGUUUGUCACGGUGGGGCUGCCCCUGGUCCUGGUGUCCCUGGCGUUCGCGCGGGAGUUUUCCACAGGGACCCAGAUCAGCUGUUUCUCGCCCGCCAACUUCACAGGGAAGCAGUCUGCAUACGUUGAUACGUCUUGCUGGGAUUCCUUGAUCCACUAUGAAUUUGAUGCUGCUGGAAACACUACAGCCAAAUCCCUCUGGACUCUCAAGGCCUUCCCCUACUCCCUGCUGCUCAUCGCGGUGGCCAUGUACCUGCCCUCCUUGUUGUGGCGAUACACAGCCGCGCCUGCACUGAACAGCGACCUGCUCUUCAUCAUCGACGAGCUGGACAAGUCCUACAACCGCUCCAUCCGCCUGGUGCAGCACAUGGUGAAGGUCCACCAGGCCAGCACGGAUGCCCGGCUCUUCUGGGAGGAGUUUGAGAAGGCCCGCAGGGAGCGGUACUUUGAGUUCCCGCUGCUGGAGCGGUACCUGGCCUGCAAACAGCGCUCGCACUCCCUGGUGGGCGCCUACCUGCUGCGGAACCUGCUGCUGCUGCUCCUCAUCACUGCUACCUGUUUCUACCUGGGAUUCCUCCACCUCCACGUCUUUUUCCAAGAUGAAUUCAGCUGCUCCAUCAAGACAGGGCUCCUGCGGGAUGAGCCCCAGGUCCCCGAUGUGAUUCCCUGCAAGCUGGUCUUCUUCUCUGUCUUCCAGCUGAUCAGCCUCUCCAACGGGGGUGUCUAUGUCCUCCUGGCGCCUGUGGUCAUCUACAACAUGCUGCAGCUCCUCCAGUGGGACAAGCGCCUCCUGUCCAUCUAUGAGAUGCUGCCUGCCUUCGACCUCCUCAGCAGGAAGAUGCUGACCUGCCCCUUGAACGACCUGAACAUCCUCCUCCUGUUCCUGCAGGCCAAUAUCUCAGAGCUCAAGUCUUUCAGCAGGCUGAACGCGGUGUGCGCGCUGAGGGAGGUCACCUCCAGCCCACAGCACAUCGACACUGUGGUGGAUUUCAUGACCCUCCUCGCCGGCCUGGAGACGUCCAAACCGAAACACCCGGCCUGCGCUGCAGGGGCCGAAGGAAACACUCCUCCUCCAAGCAGCGAGAUCCUGGAAAUGAAACCCACAGGAGAAGCUAAAAGAAAUGCUGACCCCAAGCCCAGCCCGCCUGGCUCUGCCUGAGUGAAGGACCCUGACAGAUUGCUGAGCAGGGAUGGGACGAUCACAGCUCCCCUGCUGAAAGAUGACAAGAUGUUAGAGGACGACUAACAAAUGUAACAAUCAAAUCCAUGGGGUGAAUUCAGGCCACAGCCCUAUACUCAGCUACCGCUCCAGGAUCGGCUCUGCACUCAUCCCACCCAUGUAAUCAUGGCUGAAACUGUUCAUGACUCUAGUUAUUUGUCAGAUCCAUUGAUCAGCGCCCAUGAAACUGGUUUUUAUCUGGACCAGUGUAAUCCUCACCCUGCCAUUCUCUUGGGUCCAGCUGCUCCAGUGCAGCUGUGGGGCCCGAUUCUGGUUUUAUAGCAAUUCUACCCCCGUGUAACUAUGGAUGCCAGAGGAGAUACUCCUGAUUUCCUCUAGCAUAAAUGAUCUCAGUGGAGUUACUUUCCCCACAGGAAGUGAGAGUACCAGUGGGCCAAGGGGGCUGAGGAAGCCAUAUUCAAAAUUAAGUAGAGGAAAUGGAAAAUGGUUCAUAAUUAAAAAGUAAAUGCCGUGUAUUGCUCUUGCUUUAAAGGCGUUUGGAUUCUGCGGAAGCAGGCUGCUCUGAAGGAUAGUAUGGUGCUAGACUAGAACCCACCAGCCCUACACUCGGGACUACAACCCAGCUGGCCGGGCACAUGGUCCUGGCUCACUCCCUUGCCAGCUGUAGGUGUCAGGCUUUAAAAGCAGCUAGAAACAAGAGAUCAG
Molecule: messenger RNA, 2861 nt
Organism: Trachemys scripta elegans
Lineage: Eukaryota; Metazoa; Chordata; Testudines; Emydidae
Gene: PANX3
Product: pannexin 3
Exons: 5
Coding region: 864-2135 (423 amino acids)
Biological process (GO): monoatomic cation transport; positive regulation of interleukin-1 production
Molecular function (GO): channel activity
Source: RefSeq, a predicted model, not a curated record